Paramecium pentaurelia is the source of this 1478-nucleotide messenger RNA. Lineage: Eukaryota; Ciliophora; Oligohymenophorea; Peniculida; Parameciidae. The record is from the annotation of a GenBank genome assembly.
AUGAAGCUUCACAGAUAUUUCUAAAUAUAUUUGAGUUAUCAAUUUUGCUUGAACAAGCAUUAUCAUAUUGUAUUCUAAAAAUAAUUAAUUUUUUAUCUCUGCAUUUUUAGUAAAUUAAAUUAAAUUUUUUACAGUAAUGAAAUACCAUUAACAUGUUAAAAUUGUACAAGCCCAUGUGCAACUUGUAAAUUAUCUGCAACUAAUUGUGGUUCAUGUAUACUUGGAUUAAAUCGAAAUCUAUAAACUAACUAAUGUGUUUGCGAUGAUGGAUAUUAUGAAAAUACUACUUGUUAACCAUGUUAAUUACCAUGCAUUAACUGUACCUCAUUAUCAGUAUGUACAUCAUGUAAUGAUCCAACUAAUUAAUCAGGAUUGUCAUGUGUUUGUUAACCAAAUUAUUUUAUGAACACCUCUUUUAUGUGUUAAAGUUGCGUUGCUCCUUGCUAAAAUUGUACUUCAGAAACUCUAUGCACAUCAUGUAUAUAAAAUUACUACAUUUCUGGAAAUUCUUGUUUAUAAUGUUCUUCUCCAUGUUACAAUUGUGUGGAUCUUCCCACAAAAUGUACAUUAUGUGUUGAUUCAAAUUUAACACCAAUCAAUAAUGAAUGCACUAGUGGUGGAUGUUCUGAUGGAUACUUUAUGGAUGCAUCAAUAAAUUGUCAACCUUGUAUUCAUCCUUGUCUUAAAUGUUAAACAAAUGGUAACCAUUGUUUAGAGUGUGCAACUACAUUUGAAAUGAGUACCACUACUCCAAAUACAUGUGUUUGUCCUACUCAAAAUAUAUAGUAGUAACUGAUAAUCCUACUGAUUGUCAAUCUUGUACAUAGCCAUGCGAUACGUGUUCAGGAACAGGAAAUCAUUGUUUAACAUGUAUUGAUAUUAAUUAAAGCGUUGACACAUCAUACUAAUGUUAAUGUAAUUCUGGCUAUACAAUGAUUGCAGUAAAUUGUAUAGUAUGUCUUAGUCCUUGUUUAUAAUGUUUAGGGAAUUCAAGUCAUUGUACUUAAUGUAAAGAUCCAUUACAUUAAAUAUCUAAUGGAGAAUGUAUAUGCCUUUCUGAAUAUUUGAAUGAUAAUGAUUAUAAUUGUAUACCUUGUUAACCUCCUUGUUCAAAUUGUUCAGUAAAUGAUACUCAUUGUGAUAGUUGCAUAGAUUCUAAUCAUGAAAUUAAUGAUACCUUUUAAUGUAUUUGUAAGGACACUUUCUAUUCUGAUACUCUUAAUACUUGUUAACAAUGUACAUAGCCUUGUUUUUUAUGUGAUCUUAAUGGAUGUUUAAGCUGUAUAGAUUCUAAUUAAGUAAUUGAUUCAUCUUAAAGAUGUGUUUGUAAAUCAGGAUAUUAUGAAGUUGGAGUUAAUUGUUCUUAAUGUGUUGUUCCAUGUUAAACAUGUGAAAUUAAUUAAGAUCGUUGUUUAACAUGUGUGGAUUUAAAUUACAACUUAAUCAAUAAUAAUUGUAUAUGUAAUGAUGGAUUUUGA